CCCUCGCGGGCGCGCAGGAUGUUUGGCAUUGCCAUGGAGCUUCAGGAAGCCGGCGGACGCGCCUCGUCGCCCGGGCAACUGGGGAGGACAAAACCCGACCCAGGUGGCGGCGGCAAGAGCGGCUGCGAUGGCGUCCAACCCCGUGCAUGGCCUGCCCUUUCUCCCGGGCAUGUCCUUUAAGGACUCCACGAAAACUGCAUUUCAUAGAUUCCAGACACUGGGCUACAGAAACGGCUAUGCAGUUGUUCAACGUCCAACACUUGGGAUAGGCGGGGACCGGCUCCAAGUCACCCAGCUGUCCCAGGCUGAACUGGAUGACUUGGCGAGUAAGGCAUCACUUCUGACUUACGGCCAACCUAAGCAGGCCCCACCUGCAGAGUUCAUUCCUGCUCAUGUGGCUUUUGACAAAAAGGUGCUGAAAUUUGAUGCCUAUUUCCAAGAAGAUGUUCCUAUGUCGACUGAGGAACAUUAUAGGAUCCGUCAAGUGAAAAUUUACUACUAUCUCGAAGAUGACAGCAUGUCUGUCAUCGAGCCUGUUGUGGAAAACUCUGGGAUCCCUCAAGGCAAGUUAAUCAAACGCCAGCGGCUAGCCAAGAAUGACCGGGGAGACCAUUACCAUUGGAAAGACCUAAAUCGAGGAAUAGACAUUACAAUUUAUGGCAAAACUUUCCGUGUUGUUGACUGUGACCGAUUCACACAGGUAUUUUUGGAAAGUCAAGGAAUUGAACUAAAUCCGCCAGAGAAGAUGGCUCUCGAUCCUUACACUGAACUCCGGAAACAGCCUCUUCGUAAGUAUGUCACGCCAUCGGACUUUGAUCAACUCAAGCAGUUUCUCACCUUUGACAAACAGGUUCUUCGAUUCUAUGCGAUCUGGGAUGACACAGACAGCAUGUUUGGUGAAUGUCGGACCUACAUCAUUCAUUACUAUCUUAUGGAUGAUACGGUGGAAAUUCGAGAGGUCCACGAACGGAAUAACGGACGCGAUCCCUUCCCGCUCCUGAUGAACCGCCAGCGAGUGCCCAAGGUUUUGGUGAAGAAUGCAAAGAACUUCCCUCAGUGUGUGCUGGAAAUCUCUGAUCAGGAGGUGUCGGAAUGGUACACCGCCAAAGACUUCCUCGUGGGGAAAUCACUCACUAUCCUCGGGAGAACGUUCUUCAUUUACGAUUGUGAUCCGUUUACUCGGCAGUAUUACAAAGAAAAGUUUGGCAUCUCCGAUUUACCACGUAUUGAUGUGAGCAAGAAGGAACCAGCUCCUGUAAAACAGGAAUUACCUCCCUAUAAUGGUUAUGGACUAGUGGAAGACUCUGCUCAGAAUUGCUUUGCUCUCAUUCCAAAAGCUCCAAGAAAAGAUGUUAUUAAAAUGCUGCUGAAUGAUAAUAAGGUGCUUCGUUAUUUGGCUGCACUGGAAUCCCCCAUCCCAGAAGACAAAGACCGCCGAUUCGUCUUCUCUUAUUUUCUAGCCACCGACAUGAUCAGUAUCUUUGAACCUCCUGUUCGCAAUUCUGGUAUCAUUGGGGGCAAGUACCUUGGCAGAACUAAAGUUAUUAAACCAUACUCAUCGGUGGAAAACCCGGUCUACUACAGCCCUAGUGACUUCUUCAUUGGUGCUGUGAUUGAGGUGUUUGGCCACCGGUUCGUCAUCCUUGAUACAGAUGACUAUGUUUUGAAGUACAUGGAAAGCAAUGCUGCCCAGUAUUCACCAGAAGCACUCUUGUCAGUUCAGAACCAUGUUCGAAAGCGAGAAGGUCCUGCACCAGAAUUGGAAAACAAGCAAACUGAGGUGGAUCCAGGCGUGCAAGAACUGGAGGUACUAAUAGACACAAUCCAGAAGCAACUGAAAGAUCCUCCAUGCAAAGACAACAUUCGUGAGGCAUUUCAAAUUUAUGACAAGGAAGCUUCAGGAUAUGUGGACAAAGAGAUGUUCUUUAAAGUCUGUGACUCUCUUAACCUCCCAGUUGAUGAUUCCUUGAUCAAGGAGUUGAUCAGGAUGUGCUCUCACGGAGAAGACAAGAUCGACUACUACAACUUUGUUCGAGCUUUCUCAAACUGACCUGCUGAUGAGGGAGUGCAAGACACUUUUUGGAGGUUGGACCUACACUUUGAAAUAUACCUUGUAUUCUUUGUAGAAGCAUUUACAGAGCUCUUGAGAUUAUAUUUCUUUAUGGUCCUUCUCUUUCGCUACUACUAAAGUCUAAAUUAAAUUGGACCUUGUAGGAGCUCA
Messenger RNA from Equus quagga, 2221 nucleotides. RefSeq names its product EF-hand domain containing 1 (gene EFHC1). Gene Ontology annotation, biological process: mitotic spindle organization; mitotic cytokinesis; cilium-dependent cell motility. Bases 128 to 2050 code for a protein of 640 amino acids. Gene Ontology annotation, cellular component: mitotic spindle; axoneme. NCBI's taxonomy places the organism in Eukaryota, Metazoa, Chordata, Mammalia, Perissodactyla, Equidae. Gene Ontology annotation, molecular function: alpha-tubulin binding; calcium ion binding. The record is from RefSeq and is a predicted model, not a curated record. The transcript is spliced from 11 exons.